Fusarium oxysporum Fo47 is the source of this 3874-nucleotide messenger RNA. RefSeq lists its product as uncharacterized. The record is from RefSeq and is a predicted model, not a curated record. Gene Ontology annotation, cellular component: membrane. The transcript has 7 exons. Bases 207 to 3818 code for a protein of 1203 amino acids. NCBI's taxonomy places the organism in Eukaryota, Fungi, Ascomycota, Sordariomycetes, Hypocreales, Nectriaceae. Gene Ontology annotation, molecular function: FAD binding; D-arabinono-1,4-lactone oxidase activity.
CACUGCUUACGCCCUCUCUUUCUUCGGUUUCAGAGAUCAUUGAUCAUAAUUACUGUCAAACCUGCCGGGUUAAUUCACUCCUUCAAUCGUCUUUUUUCCCUCUCAACGCUCCUUUGACCUUGUUUCAUCUGUAUUACAAGUUCGCAUUAAAUAACCCUUUAAUCUCACCCUAAUUUCUCCAUUUCUUUUUAAAACGCAUCGCGACAAUGGGAGAUAAUAACCACAUUGGCGAAGCUGGUCUUCACCAUCUUCCUCUGCGAAUGAGAGAUGCACCACUCUCCAAAUUCCCCUCUUUAAACCAACGAAAUGGCAAAAAAGUACCUGAGAGUUUACACUUCACCCCUGGGGCUUUUCGUCUCAGAUCACCGACGGAGUCGUCGAUGAGUAGUAGUAUUUCUUCAGCGAAUGUGCCUGAUUCUGCGACGACGCAUUCGCUUUCUACGCUGGCGAGUCCGAUUAGUACCACGUAUGCGAGCUCGAUCCAGGAGCAGUUUGCUGCUGCGACGCUGGAUGGGUCACGGCCUGCGAGUCGCAUCUGUCAUCGGCAUAAUCCGUCGAGUGGAACUUGCUCGACGUUUGUUAAUGAGGAUGAUGAUGCGAUUAUUACGGGAUAUCCUGAGUUUGAUAUCAAGAUUAGGAAUUUGAACGAGGCGCAUAGGAGACCUGUUGUUCAAGAGGUUAAACCUGAGAGCCCCGGUACAGAGUCGUUUGUUAAAGAGGAGAGGGUUCUUACGCCAACGACAGAAUCGCAUCACACGGAUGAUGUUUUUAAUGAUGAUGAAGAUGACUCUGAAGAUGUGUCGCAAGAGGAUGCAAACUCAGUGCUCAAUUACGCACUUCAGGUCAUCUAUGGCGUCGACCUCAACGACGUCUCAAUUCCUCAAGACAAGGUCCAAAGCCUCGUAUCCAACUUCACGCAAGACAUAGGUCAGCAUAUUUGGCAAUCUGCUUCAGAUGGCCAAUUAUCGCACACAAUGUCCACAUCGAGCUCUUCCUCUACACCCUCCCAAGACGCUAACGGCGAUCGUCGGGGCGGAAAGAGGAAGAAGCAAGGGAGACGUGAAGACGAUGGCGAUGAGUUCAGCGAUGGUGAAGGGUCAGGAUAUCUGCCGACCAAGCGCUCACGACCGAAUCCCAAGGAAGAUGAGAAUCUUCGAUUGAGUUGUCCAUUCCGAAAGCGGAAUCCUCAUCGGUUCAAUGUGAGGGAUCAUCAUAGCUGCGCAAUGACUUAUUUUCCCAAAUUCGCUGAGCUGAGGCAACACAUUGUUAAGCAGCAUAAGCGCGACGAUCCAUCUGCUUUCGUCUGCGAUCGCUGUAGUCGUGAUUUUCCCACGCGAAAAGAACUACGUGAUCAUCAGCGUUUGCCGAAGGAGUACAUGUGCGACAUUGCUGAUGCUGAUGCCGAAAGCGGCAUUGAUCCUCAGACUGCCACAAAGCUGUUGAGUAGGAAGAGGGCGAGUGGUACAUCGCCUGAAGUUCAGUGGAAGGAGAUCUGGAAUAUUGUGUUUCCCGAUGAUGAUGAUAGUGAUGUUCGACCAUACGAAUACACACCUGUGAUCGAGCACUUCGAAGUCGAAGCCAAGUACCGCGAAGCAUUCGACCAGCUCAAAUACUCCCUCCUCGACAAAAUCUCCAACCCCGCAACUCUCGAAACCCUCUCUACGAAAUUCUACCAAUGCUUCAUCGAGACUCUAGACCAAUGCAUCGCCAACGCACAAAGCAUGCCCUACACGAACCGCAGCAACAAAAAGAACGACAUAAUCCGCUCUCAAGUAACACAAAGCAUCCGCAAACCCCGCGGCAUAAUGCCCCGUCCUGAUUCCGGCGUUGUAAUGGAUGAUGGGUCCGAGGAAAGCGGUAGUGUGAUGCUCGGUCAUAGAGAUAGUGUGCGGACUGUUAGGACUUCUCUACGGGGAAGUCAGGUUCCUGAGACGGUUAAUGAGGUAAUUCCUGCAGCUGGGUUUGAGGAGUUGAUGCAGCCGAUGUUGGGGAUGGAUGGGACGGAUGUGCAGGCUUGGAACAAUGGGGUUAUGUAUCCGCAGAUGAUGCCCGAUCAACUUAUUCCCACGGGAGAUGAGGAGACUAUGAUCUCGGUAAUCAACAUGACUUACUUCUCACCUAAUGGAACCAUUAUUAUCUUCUCAGUCCUGGUUUACAUUAUGGAUCUCCAGAAUCUGUCCGCAGCAGAGCUCGUUCAAAAGUUCGACCAUGAUCGAACAAACACUGCUCUCGCUGAGGAAGCGCACCGUCGCACAAUCGACCCUUCCCUGAACGGAGAUUUAUUCCAAGAGAUAAAGAAUCUCAAAGAUUCCAUUGAGGGGGUUUCCAAGCCUGGCAAAGAACUCUUCAGACCUCGCCCUCCCCCCAAGGGCUCGUGGGCCAAUUGCAUCGGCCAGCAACUAUGCACACCCAAGUCCUUACGCUAUCCAAAGGGUCUAUCGGACCUCGUCCAAGCUGUCAAAGAUGGACGGGAGCAGAAACUUAAUGUCAGGGCUGUUGGCUCGGGACAUUCGUUCUCGGAUAUUUGUCCUACUGAUGGGAUUUUGCUUGAUCCACAUGGCAUGAAUAAGUUCUUAAAGUUGAACUCUGAGAUCUUGAAAGAACCUUCUAAAGCUUCAGACCACGUGUUGGUUGAGACUGGUAUAACGAUCAAGGAUUUGAACUCCCAGCUUGAUAAGAUGGGGAAAGCUCUUGCGACGAUGGGAGCGUAUGAUGGACAGACUCUUGUCGGAGCUAUAACGACUGGCACUCAUGGCAGUGGUAAAGACUCUGGAAAUCUUGCCAGCCUCGUUCGAGCUAUUAUCUUUGUCUCUGAGACCGGAAAGGUUUAUCAGAUUGAGCCAAAGGAUGGCGUCACGGAUCCUGCCAAGUUUAUCCCGGGCGAUGCUCAGGAGCUCAAGCAGGAUGAUGAUUGGUUCCAAGCUGCACUUAUCGCAAUGGGCUGUCUAGGUCUUGUCUACUCUUACAUCAUUGAAGUGGUACCCACGUUCUUCCUUAGCGAAGUCCGGUCAUUGACGACUUGGCAAGACUAUAAGACCCAACUUGCAGGUGGCCUUGCUUCUGCUCCUUUGCAGAAUCACUACUUCGAGAUCGACUUGAACCCUUAUGAAACACUUGGCCGCAACAUCGCCGUUACCACCAUCCGCACAUGCUCAAAGGCUACAAAGCGCGAAGGCGGUCGUGGCUUCGAUAACUGGCUCGCAGGCCUCCUCGCCCAACACCACUGGGUCGAAGACAUCCUCGUCUGGAUCCUCAACCGCUGGCCGCUCCACAGCCCAGGCAUCAUAACCACCGCCAUGAAAAGCCUCCCCGUAAAACACUACAUCGACAAGAGUUUCAAAGUUCUCAACAUCGGCGCCGUCGACGACGUAAAAGCCUACGCCAUGGAGCUAUCCUUCGACGCCAACCAAGACAUAGUCUCCAUCGUCGAUCGCAUCCUCGCACUAUUCCAAAAAGCAGCUAGUGAGAAACAGUGGUUUCUUGCUGGGCCGUUUGCUUUGAGGUUUGUUAAAGAGUCUAUUGCGUUUUUGGCUCCGCAGCAGGGGAGGACGACGAUGAUGGUUGAGAUGGAUAUGUUGUUUGGGGUUAAGACGGGGGAGGGGUUGUUGAAGUUUAUGAGGGAGGAGUUGUGUAGUGGGGAGGAGGGUAGGGGCGUUAGGGUUCACUGGGGGUUGGAUUUGGAUACUGUUAAGAAGGGGGACUUGGAAAAUAUGUAUCCUGAGUCGGAGAAGUGGUUGGCUGUUUAUAGGGAGUUGAACUCGACGGGAAUUUGGAAUAGUCCUUUCACGGAGCGUCUGGGGAUUUCUAUGCCUACGUAAUUAGCACAUCUUUUGUAUUUCAAAUUUUCAUAUCUGCUUUCUUUAACUCUGAACGA